Molecule: messenger RNA, 12663 nt
Organism: Loxodonta africana (African savanna elephant)
Lineage: Eukaryota; Metazoa; Chordata; Mammalia; Proboscidea; Elephantidae
Gene: OXER1
Product: oxoeicosanoid receptor 1
Exons: 2
Coding region: 1390-2466 (358 amino acids)
Biological process (GO): G protein-coupled receptor signaling pathway
Cellular component (GO): plasma membrane
Molecular function (GO): G protein-coupled receptor activity
Source: RefSeq, a predicted model, not a curated record
CCGUACCCCCUUCUCCUCUAUCAGCCCUCAGCAUGAUGCCCCGCAUGGGUCUGCACAAUCUCUCUGCCCAGUUGGAUGCUCUGCUCCCUGGGCCAGGCUGCCAACACCCCUUGGCUCCACCGGCUCUGCACAGCGCUCACCGACCACCGAGAAAGACUGCAAUAGAGGCUUCCUGGGGAAUAAACGCUCACGGUCUGCUGAGCACAGGCUGCCAUUGCUGGCCUGGCUGCACGGGCUCAUGACAGCGCCACCCAGUGGUAGACCAGGACUAGUGACUUGUCUGGAGCCCCUUCCAGGCUUUCAUCCCCGCUCUGCAAUGCAUGCUGGGUGGGUAUGGACUGGGGUGGACAAGGAGCCAUGGAGAGGGUGUGGGCGGGGAAACACGAGGACUCUUAGGGGUGUUUUCCGGGGGAGAAGCCUCCAGUCCCCUGGGAAGUAACAAUAAAAACCUGACAGGGAAGUUCUCUGCCUGUGGGACGGACUUCUUCAUGUACAUGGACUUGGGGACCACCACAGACUUCGGAAUCAUCUGUAAUCUGGGAAUGAGUGAAGGCUGAAGUACACAGCAGGCUUGUGAACAUAGGCCCCUUGUUGGGUGCAGUCGAUUCCAACUCAUAGUGACCCUGCAAGACAGAAUAGAACUACCCCAUAGGGUUUCCUAGGCUGUAAUCUUUAUGGGGUCAGAUUGCCAGCUCUUUUCUCCCUCAGAGCCACUGGGUGGGUUCAAACUCCCAACUUUUGGUUAGUGGCAGAGUGCUUAACCAUUGCACCACUAGGGAUCCUUAGGUCCCAGUGGUUGAGCAGAAAUAGGCCUGGUUCCCUCGAAGCCCUGAGGUCCUGUUGGCUCUGAAUCCUUAGUCUGCUGCAUGAGCUGGUGGGAGCAGGGAGAUGGCCAAUGGUCUGCAUAUAUGAUGGGGGGGGCAGGGGUGUCCAGGGAGGUCUGCAUAAUCCAGAGAGCCACCGACUGCCAGGAGCAGCUCCUGCCUCCAGGCCGGCAUGUCUAAGUGCGGGAGCACUCAGGCCUACAAAUACUCUGCCCCCCACCCCCACCCCAGGGAGCUUUCCUCCCCAGUCAGGGCCUCUAUCUCAGCCUUGCUUCCCCUCUGUCAGAGCAGUGCAGACCCAACCCCCAGGCUGGCCUCAGAGACCCAUGUGGAGGUCACCUCAGCACCAGGGUGGGGAGGGCAGAGGAGGAGGACCACAGGCUUCCCCUUUGCCUGCAAACAGGAACGCUUGAUGCUGAUGAAAACUCCAGGAUGUUGCGUCACUGUGGCUGGUCAGUUGAUAGUGAGAGCUCGUCCACUCUGCCCUCCAUUCUGCCCUGGGCACUCAGACAGGGGUAGGAGGGCUCCGGAGACUUCUUCCUUCAGGCCCUGACAGGAGAAGCCCAUGGGCUUGCAUAACCUGAGCUCGCCUGUUCCCCCUCCCUCUCUGUCUUCCUUCUCUUCUCUCCCUCCCUCCCUCUCUCCCUCCGCCUUCACCACUGAGUUGGAGUCACAAGUAGAGGGCUGCACCCUGACCCCUUCCCCCACUGUGUCUGCCUUCCUGGCUCCCAUCCUGAGCAUGGAGUUCAUCCUGGGCCUGGUGGGGAACAGCCUGGCGUUAUUCAUCUUCUGCUUCCACACACGGCCCUGGACAUCCAACACGGUGUUGCUUCUCUGCCUGGUCAUUGCUGACUUUCUCCUGAUCGUCAACCUGCCCCUUCGUGUGGACUACUAUUUGCUUCAAGAGAUGUGGCGCUUCGGGGCCACUGCCUGUCAAAUCAACCUCUUCAUGAUGUCCACCAACCGCACGGCCAGCAUCGUCUUCCUCACGGCCAUCGCGCUCAACCGCUAUAUGAAGGUGGUGUGGCCCCACCACGUGCUGAGCAGGGCCUCAGUGGGGACAGCCGCCUGGGUGUGCGGGGGGCUUUGGGGGGGCAUCCUGCUCCUCAAUGGGCACAUGUUGCUGGCCAUGAAUUCCAACACCACCUGCCUCAGCUACCGGCUGGGCAAGAACUCCUCGGCCUCACUCCGCUGGCACCAGUCACUGUUUGUGCUGGAGUUCUUCCUGCCACUGGUGCUCAUCCUCUUCACCAUUGUGAGCAUCUGGCAGACCAUUUGGCGCCGCAACCUGGGGGGGCAGGCAGGCCCACAGAGGGCCAUGCGCGUGCUGGCCACGGUGGUGGCAGUCUACACCAUCUGCUUCCUGCCCAGCAUCCUCUUUGGCAUCAUGUCCAUAGCGGCCUUCCGGCUGCAUGCCUGCCAUGCCCUCAACAUCUGCACGCAGCUCUUCCACGGCUCCUUGGCCUUCACCUACCUCAACAGCGUUCUGGACCCCGUGCUCUACUGCUUCUCCAGCCCCAACUUCCUCCGCCAGAUGCGUGCCCUGCUGGGCCUCACCAGUGGCUGGGAAGGCUCCUCCAGCGACGAGACCACCUACCUGCCCUCCACCCGGCACCAGCGGCCCCUAAAAAGGCAGAUGUGACAGCGAAGGGGAAGGUCACUCCCUGGACUGUGGCCAGUGUCGUGUGUCUCAACUAACUGGAAAAGGGGCAUCUGCAGACCAGGAGCCAGGCUGAAGCAGUGGCAGGAAGCAGGAAGGUGGCAGAAGAGAAAAGGUCUUGGCCUUGCAAAGGGGUCAGCGUGUCCAGGAUUCCCAGGGGGUAGGAAGGAGUGAUGCCAGAGGAGACAGGCAGGGAGCUGUGGGGACUCAUCAAAGGCCUGCACAGCUGCCCAGUCCUGGGAGCUAGGGCGUGAUUACUGUGAGAGCUGCAACAGCCUUUAGAAAUUGGACAGCUGUAUUUUCUGUGAUGAUCUCCAGUUUGUCCUAAUAAAUGUCCUUUUGAAAAUGCAAUCCUGUCUCAGCUGUUGUAAGGAAAAGGAAAUCAAUGUCUCUUGGUCCAGCCUGGGACUGGUGUCAGCAGGAUUCCAGGUGAGCACCCCAAGGCAAAGGGGACCUUUGGGGACGGAGUGGGAACUGUUUAGCAGCCUCCUCCCCAUAGGGCACUGUCCUUCCAUGGAGCCCUUGGGAAGCCCUGGAGUGCCCUUAAACGCAGAGCUGCCUUCCUGGGGAUGCCCCUGCUCCUCUCUGGCCCCACUCUGUAAUCCCUGAGGUCCUGCCCAAGGUGCCAGGGGAAGACUUGGGGAUCUUCAGCCUUGGAGGCUAUCUCCUCCAUCCAGCCAGGUUCCUGGUUUGGCUCGGGCUCCCUUCCAUGGCCCUCAUCAGCCCCAAGUACCAACCCGAACUAUGGUAGUAGUGGUGGCCACGGUGGUGCUGCCCCACUAGAACAGACCCAUGUGAAGGCGGGGGCCCUGGAGUCACCAGAGCUGGUCUACAGUCCCCCUCAGCAUCAAAGCCACCUUGCCUGCCUCAACCCUCUUCUGUUCUCUUCAGUGUUAGAGACCAUAGGGCUGACCCAUCUCCUGGCCUGGGUCCCCCAUGCACAAGGUGUGUAUCUGGCAUGUGUCCAUUUUGGGAUAGGAGGGGUGGCCCUAUUGUCCAUAGGAGAAGUCACUCUUUGGCUGGUAACUCCUCUUAAGACAAAUUUCUAAAAAAAUCUGUGCAGACUCAGUCUGAAUUUUUUACUCCCAUCUCCUACCCCUAAACCAAAAAGAUAAGCCAAACCCACUGCCAUCGAUUCCAACUCAUAGCGACCCUACAGGACAGAGUAGAACUGCCCCAUACGGUUUCCAAGGAGUGCCUGGGAGAUUCAAACUGCCGACCUUUUGGUUACCAGACGACCAACUCUUAACCACCAGGGUUUCCUCUCCUACCCCAACUCUGGGAAAAAAAGAACUUUCUUUAAUUUGGAGGUGCGGGGAAGACAGGGGCAUAGCUGUCAAGACUUCCAAAGAGCUACUGAGAUAUCAUAAAACCCCAAACAUGUACCGCCUUAAGCCCUUUGUGUUCCUAGCCUGGGCAGCCUCAGAAGAAUGAACACUCCCUCGACACCCACCCCUCCCAGCUGGGGAAGACAGAAGGUGCUGGGACUGGUUCUUGGCAUCCAGUACAGGGUCUGAUGAAGGGAAGCAAAUCCCCUCUCCCCAACCCCUUUGGAGUUUAAUCCACUUAGUCCAGCCCUCUCGGGAUGCUUACCCACAUGGUAAAAACCCUCAAGAAUGGAGGCAAAAGCCCAGGAGCAACCCCACAGUAACUAGUUUUUUCUGCAGAUGGGAGAACAGCACUCCUGGUGGUCUAAGGCAAGUUGGAGGCAGGGUGAGUAAAGACCCCAUUUCCUACCUUCUGGAUCAAAACAGCAUUUAGUCCCUGGGACGGGCUGCACCUAUUCAGUGCAAAUUUUGGGCGGUGCCUACCGUUUUCUCUCUUCUUUCUCCUAAUAGAACCCCUGCCACCGUGAGGGAAGAUGAAAUGGCGUCCUUACGUUACUCCCAGAGACUCCCGUGUAGGGUGACGAGCAGGCAGGCUGGGCUGAAGAACCAGUGGUCGGUGAUGUAUCCAGUGUUUCCUGGGCACCCACCAUGUGUUAGACACUGAGCUACAAAGGCAGUAGCUACUACCCUGCUCUUAAGCCACUCCCAGACAAGCCUGGGAGAGACAGACCUGCAAAGGGGUCACAUGUACCCCAGUGUUACAAGUUACUUGAGCUGGUAUUGCACCACAGAGGGGACAGAGGGUCAGAAGGGUUAACUCUGCCUGGGGUGCCUGGGAGGUGAUCAGAUGAGUCUGGAAGGAUGAGGGGAGCAGAGGAGACACAUGCCUGGCACAGGGAAGGGCAGGGAUAAGAGCACAGAGCUGUGAGAAGACUCGGUGUACAGGGAACGGCUAGUUCAAUAAGGCAAGAGAGGGCGCUGAGGUGCAGAGUUAAGAGAGGGCAGGAGAAGCAGGCUGGGCCCAGGCUGUGAAGGGCCACCAUGCUAAGCCAAGGAGCCUUAAGACAAGGUGUCUAGGAAGUUGAUUAAGACACUCAGCUUUGCAUUUUGAUUUUAGUCGGGCAAUAGUGUGGAUGAAGGAUUGGUGAGAGGAGGGGAUGUGGGAGAUGACCUGGUUAGGAGACUGUCCAUAUUACAAGCAAGGGCCUAAAUAAAGGCAGCAGCAGAGAGCACGAAGGGUCAGAAGGAGAAGCACGGGGUGACUGUGAAUGGUGGGGUGGAUGGUGACACACUGAGGAUACAGGGGUUGGAACAGGUUUGGAGGAGAAGAUAAAAAGCUCUUUCUGUGUUAGACAGGGUAGGGGAGGCUGGAGGGCCUCCAGGCAAAUAUGUACUAUUGCACAUUUAGGGCUGGAGAUAGGAGUUGAGAAUCUUCCCCUUAUGAAUGGCAGCUGCAGUUAUGGGAAUGGAUGCUCAUCACGGAGAGAGUGAAGAGGCCCAGGAACUGUCUUUAAAAGGCCAUGCAAGUAAGAGGCAAGAGCCAGGGAAAUGAUCAGAAGAACCCUUUAAGUAGGAAGAAAAUCAGAAAUGGAUCAAGAAAAAAGAUAGAACAUUAAAAAAAAAAAAAAAAGUCAUGGCAAUCUCUUUGCCCAAGUAAAGAGAUUGCUCAUUAAAAACAAAACAACAAUAACAACAAGAUAGAAUAAAGCCAUCUUUCAUCAAGGUAAAAGCCAAACACAAAACACCAAGACAGGCUGCAAAGUACACUGUGCAAGAACAGAGCAUCUUCAGCAGAGCUUCCUAACUGCGUGCUGAGGAAAGCUGAUCUGAAAAGCAGGGUGCGUAUCCGACACCAUCUGGCCAGGCACCUCCGAGAGAGACCCUGAAUUAACACGGUAUUUGUCUGGUACUACCAAAAAAAAAAAGAGGUUUUCAAGAAGGGGUAGGUUGUCAUUUGUAUAAAAUCUAAUAAUCUGCAAAACAUGUUCUAUAUUGGUUAUGGAGUCCUACAUAUAUAUUCACUGUAUAAAAGCGUGCCUUGGGAUGCUAAACCACCAAAUGAAAGUGAGUACUUACCUCUGGGACGGAGGAAAAUGGAAAGAAGUACACAGGUGGCUACCGCUAUAUCUGAACAUACCUUCGUAAAAAGAUCUGAAGAAAUACAUGUAAUACCUGAGUGCCACUCAGCAUUGCUCUUGUAGAGACUUACGGGGUCAGCGUAAUGAAAAAAAGAAAAGUAAUGUGAUGCUCACAGCAUCAAGUGCUCAAGGAAGUUCAGCCAGGAUGACUAAAAAUAGAGUAUUGGCUAUGGCAAUUAAGAGGUCAUUAGUGACUUUAUCGACAGUGAUUUCAGUGAGUGGGUGAGGGCAGGGGCAGAACGGAAGCCACAGAGUAGCAGAAUGCAUUGAGAACUAUUAAUGAGAUUUGAACUAAUGGAGAAAACUCUCCCCUCUUUCAACAAGUUUGCCAGUAAAGGGAGGUAAGACGAUAGCUUCAGGUCAAAGUAAUAGGGGAGUUGUUUUGGUAGUUUGAUUGUCCUGUAGUUUUGUUGACUGGAUGGAGAGAUUUAAACAUAGUGGUAGGAAGAGAAGGGAGAGGAGAGAGAGAAAGAUGACAAUGAUAGAGCUAUGCCUGGCCCCGUUCUAAGCAUUUUUACACAUACUAACUUAUUUAGUUCUAUGGGGUAGAUAAUAUCAUCAACCUCAUUUUACAGAUGAGGAAACUGAGGUACUGGCCCAGGUCAGGACACACUACUCCAAGGCUCUGAGGUGGAGCAAGGGAAGGAUCCAGUGCUUGGGUGGCGAGAGGGUCUGUCACCUCCUUAAACUAGGAAAAUGGUACAGUAGGUCUUGGGAUACAAGGGAAGAAAGCUGAAGAGACCAUCAGACUAACACUGGCCUGGCCUAUUACCUCCUGAAGUCCCUCAGAGACAUGCAGGAGGGGUGGACCACCUGUUGCUGAGGGUGGGGUGUGCAGGCAGUGGGUCUCACAGUUCAGCCACAGCACCCAGUAAGGACAGCAAGAAAACAGGCAUAACUUCCAGAAAUUUAUUGGAAACACGAUACAAAGUGAUUAGUAGAUAGCAUCUACUGACAGACGACAGUCUAUACUGCAGUAUCACGCUCAGAAGUAGUUCCCCCGGGGAGACACUCAUCACCACUGAUGUGUGGUCUGGGCUGGUGUCUCUGGCAGGGAAACCAGAGAGCAUGUGGUGGCGGUGGGGGUGGGGUGGACAGAAAACUGGGACAUGGCUUUCCUGUGGGGAAUGGCAGGGGUGGGGCUCUAAAUGGGUAAACUCCCCCAAAGGAAACUGUUAAGAAUAAAGGCUUUCCCUUCCCUCCCCAAAGCGCUUUCACCUCUAGACAAGAGCAAAACAAUACACAAAACCCAAGGAGGCAGCUCCUGUCUCCCCUCACCGGAGCCGCAGGACAGCCAUGGGGCAUAAACCCCAAGAUCAGAUGGAUAUAGAGCAAAUCAAGGCCACACUGACCCUGGGCCCGCUUGCCCUCUGACAGGCUCCUCACCUCUCCCCUGCUCUGCUCUGAGUCAGCAGUGCGGGGUGAUCCCUAUAGGUUGCCUGACCCAGACCCCCAGGUUAGCUGCUUCCAGCAGGGUUUAGCUAACUUGAGGCACCAGCAGGAAUCUGGAGGACAAGAGGGAGGGAGAAACCAGGUUAUUUCUCCUGUCUCUGCCUCGGGUAAUGUUUCCAACAAUGACCAUGUCUCCUCCAGGGCCCCAGCUCCCACCAGAUACGCCCUCUGUGGUUCCAGGUUCUGCCCAGAGGUCCCUGGGCUCUGCUAACACGGCCUCCUCCCUGGGUCCCACCAGCCCUGGCACAGUGGCUGCUUUCUGUUCUUUCCCAUCUCUGGGUUGCCCCUUGCUUCCCUGGUUGGCCUCUCAGCUCUUCCAUCACCUGAGUUAUGUGAUUCUCUGGAUUAAGAUCCCUCUGUGUUAAAUUCUUAAGAGUGGUUUCUUCCUGGUUGGACCCGGACUGAUGCAAAGGCUAAAAGAAACUGGGCUGUGGACAAGGCGAGAUUGUGAGAGGCACACUCAGACGUUUGAGUAGCACCUUCCCGCCUGUCCUCCCUGGUACCACCGGUGGGAAAGCAGGCUGGCCGGCACUGACCCAGGAGAGGGAGGGGCCUUGGAGAACAUGUGUCCUCACCCAAGGGAGGCCAGUGCCUCCCAGAGCACCCGGGUCUGCUGUGGGAUGUGCAGUGUCUCUGCCUAUGUACCCCAAAUGCUCAUGAACGGUAGUGACCUACCACUGACACGCAAUGGUGGCAUUGCGGUCUCAGAAAGAGGGUGCUGGAAAACCCUCUCAGCACCAACUGCUCAGAACAGCAAAGGCAAGUAACAGAGGCUCUUGGCAUCUUUUCUCCAACCGCUAUUCAGUCAGAAUGUGAGGGGGCUUUUCAGAGAUGAAGUGAGAGCAUAAAAUCUUAGUCAACAUCAUCUUCGUAGGAGGAUGGGACUGCGGAACCAGAAGCUUUCACUCACAAGGUGAAGGACGAGUCUUCUUGACACAUGUGGCUCAAAACGAGCUGGACUUUUCUCAGAACUAAUUGUGAAGUGUGCCUGGGCCAGCCUCCCUAUUCUUCCUGAAGGCCUGGCCCGGCCCCGAUCUCCAAGUCUCCUAGGCCUGGGGGAGGGGGCCUCUACCAAAAGGCAGAGACAAUGAGCUGGCAGCAGCAUCCCUGGCAGCUAACUGUUUCAAUCAUCAGCAGUCACCAUUUAAUGGGGUUAGGAGAGGAAAAGGCAAGGGAAUAAACCCAAGACAAUAAACCCAGGACAGGGCCACCAGAGAAAGCUUUCUGAGCCCUUUUUUUUAGAGGAGAAGCACACCGUGUGACAUACGAUGCAGAGGGCAAGAUGCUUCCUCUCCUGGUGUCUUUGCUGAGGGGUCUUUCCAUGGGAACCCUGUGGGGAUGCCUGCCCCAUCUACCCAUCUCACUGAGUGCCUCAGCCAGGCCCCACCCUCAGGGGCCCAAGCCAAGACCCAGUAUAGCUUGAAGAGUUGGCAGUGGUGGGAAUGCCCCCAGCCACCCCCACAGAAUCCUAAGAUGGGAACUGACUCCUCCUCAGAAGAGAAGCCUUGAUGACUGCAAAAUGGUAAGAGAGAAAGACAGCUCAAGUUCUGAGCAUCGCCCUAAGCCAACACACAUCACAUUCCAGCCUCAGAGGACAUGGACACCUGGAGUGUCAUUGUCACUUCAGUGAUAGCUCUCUCUCCCUAGGGGUUUAGUUCAACUGUAGCCACCCUGUCUUGCAACUCCUGGCUGUGUAUGUGGCACCUGAUAUCAGCCACCCAGCUGCCUCCGGCUACAGACCCCUAAGACGGCUUGGAGGCCUGACUCCAGUUGUGUUCAUGGUGCUGUGACCCUGUGCCCUGCAGUCGGAUCCAGCCCACGGGGAGGGGCGAGGAGUGGCCAGACACCUAUUUGCUUGGUAGCUAAUCAGGCACUGAGUUAUUCCUACCCUUGCAGCUGUGUGCACGGAGCAGCCGAGCAGCCAGCUGUGAUACCACCCAGUGCUGGAGCCAAGGGCAGAUGGGAGAGCCCAAGCCAGUGGACACAGGAGCAGGCAGGUCUCCUGGGACCCCGGAGCACAUGCUCACAGAAGGGUUUGGGCUGGAGAAGUGGGGUCUCACAGUGUCACAAACACAGACUUACACCUGCACUCACAGUUCCCUCGCCCCACCCCUCCUCAGCCAAACAGGUUCUAUCUGCUUAAAAUAAAACCAGGUGAUCUGUGACCUGAGGUAGGCCCCAUCCGGCUGCAGUUCCGGUCAGCUGGUUUGGCUGUAAAGAGUAGAGCGAUAAGCAAACGGCUUGUCACAGUGAUACACACGCUUGGCAAAGUUCGCACACCUGCUCUUGCUGGAGCUGUCUGGGACCGAGCAGAACUCUAGGGUCUCCAGCGACAAAAUACAGAUGAAUAGAAAGGGUCUGCAGGCUUACCAAAGACCACCUUCUUAUCUUUUGUCAGAACCUCAGGCUCAGACACCUUGGAGUGGUGGGGGAGGGAGAUCAAAGAUGAGGCUGGGGGUGCAGAGCCAAAUCUCCCCCUUAAAACACAAAAAAAUGAUGAAGCCUAUUGAGGAACGGCCAGGUGACGGACAUACCAAGGACAGGGAUGAUACCAUGAACUGCAUGAACACUGGCACAUUUCUUAAGAAAAACCCACUCAGAAGACGCCAUGUCCCUCCUGUACACAAUUAUACAGCUUAAAACAGAGCGGAGCUGACGCAUGCAGGGCAGCAGCGCUCUGAGCCCACACUGCCCCAGGAGCAGCUGUUCCCGGAGGGUGGGGUGCUGGAGGAGGGAGGAGGUGAGCGGCUCCCUCCUCCCCUCAGUUCUCAAGCAUGUCCCACUCUGGGACAGUGAGGUCUCUGAGAGGAAAGCAAGGGGACACUGAUUCACACGUGGAGGCGCGGCUUUUGGAACGUGCAUCCUACAGUUUCUUCCCCUGCCCCAUCGAGUCUCCAUGGGGUGCACGUGGAGGUCUCCCACCGAAAUAUACCAGGAAUGGGGCUGCCUCCUUCCCAGGCACAGCUGUGAACGUCAGCAGGACAGUGUAGCAAGUCUUGGAUUAUAGGAUAGAACAGGGACAGCUCAGUCUGACACACAGCACGUGAGUUCUGGAAAAGGGAAGAAACAGGGUCAAGGUUAAAAGAGUUCCUAAGUUGGAGGGGCUACCACCUGUCUGUCAGUCUGCCGCACUGUGGUGGCUUGCGUGUUGCUGUGAUACUGGAAGCUAGGCCAUCAGUAUUUCAAAUACCAGCAGGGUCCCCCAUCGUGGACAAGUUUCAGUAGAGCUUCCACACUAAGACUAGGAAGAAAGGCCUAGUGAUCUGCUCCUGAAAAUCGGCCAGUGAAAACCCUAUGAUCAUGACAGAACACUGUUCCAUGUAGUACUGGAAGACAAGUCCUCCAGGCUGAAAGGCACUCAAAAUACACAGUGGUGCCAACCAUCGAUUUGUGCAUGCCAACACUCGGGAAGAUGGAGCAGAGCUGGGCACUGUUUCAUUCUGUUGUACGUGGGGGUCAUGACAAGCUGCAGCUGGCCCAACAGCAACUAACAACAACACGUUGGAGGGAAGAUGAGAGGAAGGAUGGGAUUGGCCCUCCCACCAAUAUCACAACCUUCAGGGAAAGAAGGUAGGGCAUUAUCUCAAGUAAAAAAGCACAGGAUGCAACUUAAGGCUAGGCUAAAGGGAAAGUUUAACUGAGGCCAAGAAAAUAUAUGAAUGAUACUGAAGUAUCUUAAAAGCUGUGUAUGAGAAAGCAGGCUUCUCACAUUAAGUGCCCGCAGGCUUGUUAAGCAGGUAUCAGGGAACUUCUUCCACCGGGUACUAAGGGACCGGGAACACGAUGAGCGCCGAGAAGGCAUGACCUUGUCUGUGAUAAUCACAGUUACUCAUAAGGAUGUGGGCACACAGAGGCUGUGAGCCAGGGCUUCGAACCAGUUCGCUCUGGUUAGAACCCCUGCUAAGAAUUUGCAUCUCCACCCCAGAUACAUUGAACCAGAAGCUACAGUUUAACAAGGUCCCUGGGUGAUUCUUAUGUCUCAUAAAGUUUGAGAACCACUGCUCUACUGGUGGUUCUCAGCAUUGGUCCCUAACCAGCAGCGUUAGAAAUGCGAAUUCUCAGCAGGGGUUCUAACCGCAACAAAGCGGUUCGAAGCCCUGCUAUGAACACAUUUUUCUGUAGUGGAGGGCUGAACCUCCCAAACUCAAAUGCCCACAAUAUCAGCCACUCACAUCAGUGAGAACCGUUCCUAUGCCCCUCAUCUCUACCUCCUCCACUUCCUCAAAGACCUUCAACUCUCCUGCCCUAGAACUGGGCACGUAGAGACUCUAAACAGAAAUGAGCAAAUGAAAAGCAGAAGUGGCCUGCAAGCCGUAUCACUUCCAUCUUGUAUUACUCAGUAGGUUGUGAAGCCUUUUACUUGGUUAUUAGGAAGUGGCUAGGUGGGCAGCGGGGGCUGUUUCCUGGGAUGGGACAAGAUACCCUGGCCAAGGCUGGUGCCCAGAGAGGCAGGACUGCCACUCAGAUCUGCCCUCCCACUCUUUGCCACGCAGGCCACUCUGUAACCGGAAGAGGAAACAGUGACACUCGCCCCCGCAGCCUCCACCCACCCUGAAGACAGUCCUGCAGAUGGAGUAGGGCUGUGCCUUCAUUUAAUGAAUAUCGGAUAUAUAACGCACAUAGCCUGAUACCUGCAGAUGCUCAACAAAUGUGUUAGAGAGAAACUGAGAUAAAUUCAAUUUAGUACAGGUAGCCCCCAAUUUACGACAUAUUUGAGUUAAUGACGAACCACACUUACGAUUGUCUUUUUUAAAAUUAUCUUUAGUAAUGUGUACAAUAUAUAAUGUUACAGCACGUAAUUUGCCGACGUUAUCAUUCUCAGAGGUUCACUAGCAGAUGUUCAAAGGCAAAUAAAGAUCGAAUUUAUAAAGAUACUGACAAUAAAACACAAUAAUAAUGAAAACCAAAAAAAAGACAAACAGGUAUUCGACUUACGUCAGAACCCACUUACGACGGAGUCAUCAGAACGGAACCUCAUUGUAUGUCGGGACUACCUGUGAUCCAGCUAACCUCUGCUUUACUGAACCUACUGCGGGUUACACGUCAUUUAACCUUCACCAGAACCUUAUGGUCCAGAAAGGCUAGGAACUUGCUUAAGGUAAAAGGCUAAGUUGAGAAGUCGGGAUUUGAACCCAGAUCUUCUUAAUUUUGGUGGAAUUGUUCCUACUACACCAAGCUGCCACCGUCAGGACCAUUCAACACCCAACCCAGUGUUCUGCGGACAACAGUGGCCCAGGAAGCCACCAAAGAGAGCAUACUCU